AUGCGUAUGUCAAGGGACAGUGGAUGGAGGGCAUCGCAACCUGGUGCAUUGCAGGAUUGGGUAUGGGAGUCUGGCCAAUCCCCUGGUGAUGCAUGCCCAUUGGGAUCUCAGAUGAAUGGUCAUACCCAAUGCCACCAAGGGCGCAUUCCUCUUUACUCGGCAAUGGUGAACUCCACAAAGCAUGUUCAAGAAGCCGUAAUGUUUGCUAAACGCCACGAUCUUCGCCUUAUCAUCCGGAACACGGGCCAUGAUCUAGCGGGUCGAUCCAGCUCGCCCAAUGCAUUGCAGAUCCAUACCCACCGGCUGCAAGAUAUUAAAUUCCACGAUAAUGUUCAGCUCCACGGAUUUGAAAAGUCUUUCGGUCCAGCUGUGAGUGUUGGAGCUGGUGUUAUGAUGGGGGACCUAUACGCAAGGUCCGCACAAAAUGGAUACAUUGUUGUCGGUGGCGAUUGUCCUACAGUCGGAGUUGUAGGAGGAUUCCUGCAGGGAGGAGGAAUUUCAGAUUUUCUUAGUCUACACCAUGGAUUGGCAGUGGACAACGUUCUGGAAUUUGAAGUUGUGACCGCUAGCGGAGACAUCGUUCUGGCCAACGCUAUUCGGAAUCCGGACCUAUUUUGGGCAUUGCGGGGGGGUGGAGGUGGGACUUUUGGAAUUGUUACGCGAGCUACUAUGCGAGUGUUUCCCGACGUCCCUGCUAUUGCGGCUGAGCUCGGCGUGCAGACAUCCCAAUCUCACGGCGAAUAUUCUCGAAGCCUUGCUGCAUUCUUCACUGUCCUGCAGUCAUUGAACCGUGAAAAUGUUGGUGGGCAGCUGAUCAUCACUGUGAUAUCUGAACACUCUAUUGAGGCAAAACUUAAAAUGUUCUUUCUGAACCAAACCAAUACGGCGGAUGUCGACCAGCGAAUGCAGCCAUUUGUUGAGGAUAUGAGGCGCAUUGAAACUCAUGUGACAUACGAAUCAACAUCAUUGCCGAAACUCAGCAUGAACUAUCGACAGGUUCCCGACAUUCACACCGAUAACGACUACGGUGUUCUUGGGUCCACUGUCGCCAUUUCUAACGACUUAUUCAAUGCUUCCAAGGGGCCUGCAUACGUGGCCGACGGUCUGGCCCAACUCCCCACGCGGCCGGGCGAUCUAUUGUUCACCAGUAACCUCGGAGGGCAAGUCAUGAGAAAUGGAGACCUCAUGGAGACGUCCAUGCAUCCGGCUUGGAGGAAUGCUACUCAGCUGAUCAACUUCGUGCGACCGGUUGAGCCGACUAUUGAAGGAAAAGCAGGUGCAUUACAAAACCUUACGAAUAUUCACAUGCCCUUGCUUUAUGCCAUUGACCCGAGGUUUCGGUUAUCCUAUCGUAACGUGGGGGACCCGAACGAAAAGGAUUUCCAACAGGUCUAUUGGGGACAGAGCUACGCCCGCCUGUUACAGCUGAAGCGACGGUGGGACCGAGAGGGGCUUUUGAUCAGCAAGUUAGGAGUGGGUAGUGAGGAAUGGGACUCGGAGGGAACCGAAAAUAUGACUAUCAUCAACUCACGCAUUAUUGACAUACGUCAGAGCACAUUCGAGGAAUCCAUUCCCGAUCAAGUCACGGCUGGACUGUCUACUACGCCCAAAACUCUUCCAGCUCUUCUCUUCUACAGCGGGGAAGGAAUUCGGCACUGGAUUGAACACUCUACCGCCGCUGACUUCUAUCCACGACAUGAAGAGCUGCGCAUUCUACGCGCCCGAGCGGCUGAGAUGGUUGAUUCGAUUGCCAAUAACAGUGUAGUGGUUGAUCUUGGGAGCGCAAGCCUGGACAAGGUUUUACCGUUACUGGAAGCACUAGAGGCAUCAAAGAAGAACAUCACGUUCUAUGCACUCGAUCUGAGCUUUUCGGAGCUUCAAUCUACGCUGCAGUCCCUCCCAUACGAACAAUUCAAGUUUGUCAAAAUUGGUGCACUUCAUGGAACUUUCGAAGAUGGAGUGCAGUGGCUGAAAGAUACCCCGGGAGUACAGGACCGGCCGCACUGUCUCCUAUUGUUUGGACUGACAGUAGGUAAUUAUUCGCGGCCAAAUGCAGCCAAGUUUCUUCAGAACAUCGCAAGCAACGCGUUGGCCGCUAGCCCAGUUCAAAGCUCUAUUCUCCUGAGCCUGGAUAGUUGCAAAAUGCCAACCAAAGUGCUGCGCGCCUACACUGCUGAAGGCGUCGUUCCUUUUGCUUUAGCGUCCCUGGACUAUGGAAACACCCUGUUCGCUCCAAACAAAAUGGGGGAGAAGGUAUUUCAGCCCAGUGAUUGGUACUUUCUGAGUGAGUGGAACUAUAUGCUAGGCCGACACGAAGCCUCUCUCAUCACGAAGGGCAAGGAGGUCAGACUUGGGGGCCCAUUGAACGACAUCGUUAUCGAGAAGCAUGAGAAGAUUCGUUUCGGAUGUAGCUACAAGUAUGAUACAGACGAGCGUCAAGUACUAUUUGGGUCGGCGGGAUUGACGGAUGUGAAAGAAUGUCUUUCAUCCAAUACAUUGAGCAAAAAAAUGGCUCCCAACUACGCGAAGAAAUGCCCAGUCAUGGGCAAAGCACCCUCGUCCGGCCAUUCUAGCAUCGGCCCUCAAGAUGUCCAUACUCUAGAAGUAUUGUCCAAUUUCAACCGCGAAAAGAUCCCUGAGCGGGUGGUUCAUGCCCUUGGAGCUGGGGCGUACGGGGAGUUCGAGGUGACCCACGACAUCUCCGAUAUUUGUAAUAUCGACAUGCUCCUCGGUGUCGGCAAAAAGACGUCCUUAGUAACACGCUUUUCAACCACUGGUCUGGAGCGCGGCUCCUCCGAGGGCGUUCAGGACCUGAAGGGCAUGGCGACCAAGUUGUUUACCAGCGAUGGGGAAUGGGACUGGGUCUUCCUCAAUUUUCCUUUCUUUUUCAUCCGCGAUCCUGUCAAGUUCCCCGACAUGAUACACUCGCAACGGAGAGACCCCCAGACCAACCGCCUCAACCCGAACAAUUUCUGGGAAUUCGUGACCGAGAAUCAUGAAUCAAUUCAUAUGGUAUUGCUGCAAUACAGUGAUUUCGGACGUAUGUUUACUUGGCGCACUCUGAGCAGCUACUCAGGACACGCCUUCAAAUGGGUUAUGCCCGAUGGCUCAUUCAAAUAUGUCCAUUUCUUCCUGUCUUCGGAUCGCGGACCCAACUUCAAGGAUGGUGCUGGCACCAUCAUGGAUUCCAGCGAGCCCGACUUUGCGUCCAGGGACCUCUUUGAGGCCAUCGAGCGAGGCGAUCAUCCAUCUUGGACGGCGAAUGUUCAGGUUAUUGAUCCCAAAGACGCGCCUCAUCUUGGCUUCAAUAUUCUUGACGUCACCAAGCACUGGAACCUGGGAACAUAUCCCCAGGGUGUUGAGAAAAUCCCUUCCCGGCCUUUUGGCAAGCUCACCUUGAAUCGCAACGUGAAAGACUACUUCAGUGAGGUUGAGCAGCUAGCGUUCUCACCUUCUCAUCUUGUUCCUGGUAUAGAGGCCUCCGAGGAUCCGAUCCUGCAGGCCCGCCUCUUCGCAUACCCUGACGCACAGCGAUACCGCCUGGGGAGGACAUUGUCGAAGCAGGCAUCUCCCCGGACCUCAUCAACCGCUGAGUAUCAAGCCAGCCUCGGGAAAGACUUCGCUGAGUGGGUUGCGCAGGUCUCUUCGGACGUAUGGUCUCAACCUCAUGAGGAUGAUUACAAAUUCGCUCGGGAGUAUUAUGAAAUACUUCCCGAGUUCCGGAGUCAGGAGUUCCAGGAUCGAAUGGUGGAGAGAAUUGUCGAAUCAGUCUCGCAGACCCGUCAGGAUAUCCGAAACAAAGUGUAUCGCACUUUCGCUCUGGUUUCAUCCGAAUUGGCCACGCGGGUGCAAGAGGGCGUUGAGGGGGCUGAAAUAGAUCAGGAGAAAAAUGUCCAAGCGAGACUUUGA
Messenger RNA from Penicillium roqueforti, 3909 nucleotides. RefSeq names its product CAZyme family AA7. Gene Ontology annotation, biological process: hydrogen peroxide catabolic process; response to hydrogen peroxide. Gene Ontology annotation, cellular component: cytoplasm; peroxisome; mitochondrion. Lineage: Eukaryota; Fungi; Ascomycota; Eurotiomycetes; Eurotiales; Aspergillaceae. The record is from RefSeq and is a predicted model, not a curated record. The transcript is spliced from 7 exons. Bases 1 to 3909 code for a protein of 1302 amino acids. Gene Ontology annotation, molecular function: FAD binding; heme binding; catalase activity.